Molecule: messenger RNA, 2561 nt
Organism: Effrenium voratum
Lineage: Eukaryota; Dinophyceae; Suessiales; Symbiodiniaceae
Source: the annotation of a GenBank genome assembly
AGGUGCGGGGUGACGUGAAGAGUUUGGGGCAGAUGCAGUUUCUGAAGAGGUUGCUGGCGACUGACACGGAUGUUAGCGGAGACUUGAAGGGCCUGAAGAAGCUUCGGAACCUCGAGGUGAUCUACAUGAAGCACACCAAGCUCUCAGGCGAUAUCAGGGCCCUGGGCGAGAUGACGAAUCUGCGACAACUCUGGCUUGCGGGCACCAAUGUUUCUGGUGACCUGGGCGAGCUGGUCAAGCUGGAGAAGCUGACGGAGGCCGACCUGUCAAAGACUCUUGUGACUGGGCGGCUCACCACUUCCUGGCGGGGCUGCUGCAAGCGACUGCGCACGCUGAAGCUCAGUGAAAGCAAAGUGCGGCUUCUGCCGCAGGAUGCGGAUCUCAAAGAUCUCAGGUUCUUGUACAACGCGAAACGUCCGAAUCAGACCCUCCUGCCGUCCUUGAUGGCUUUGGAAGUGUCCGGGUGUCCGUUGGGCGGACGCCUGGAAGACCUGCUGGAGCCUCUGGCGGCAUCUCCGCAUCUGACGAAGAUCAAGGCGGAGAGGUGCAAUCUGACAGGUACGGUGGUGCACUUGAAAUAUAUGGAGGCCGUCAGCUUGAACGAUGUGGUGUGGAGCAGAUGGCAAACCGACCUGUCCAAAUCUCUUCAGAUCCUCGACGUGGCCUACAAUAACAUCACAGAAGUACAGGGGCUGCCCGCACAGGUCUUUAACAACCUGGCGAACAAUGGGCUGAUACGCCUGGCGCCUGGACUGCUGACCACAGGACAGGUGGUGAAUUUGCUGGGCACCUCUCUGGCCGACCACUCGGAGGUUCGGAAGCUCCUGGCCAAAGGCCAAUUGAAGCGCACCGCGGAGAUCCGGCAGACGGACGAGCAGCGGGGCUUCGCGUGCUACGGCAUCGACAGCAGCGUCCUGCAGGUCUCCCCGGAGCUCUUCCUGCCCGAGCGCCUCUGCGGCUGCCUGGCGGGCUGGGCCGGCGCCGGAGUCAGCUGCCAGGCAUGCCCGACCGGUACCUUCAAUGCGCACUUCAACAGCAGUGUUUGCACAGCCUGUCCGGAGAACAGCACUUCCACGUCUGGCGCCAGCUCGGUGGACAUGUGCAUCUGCGACUUCGGCAAGGUCUAUUCCUUGGGCUCGGCAUCGAGUGAAUCGAGCUACGCCUGUGGCUGCCCCAAGGGCCAGGCGCUGUACGAAGGCGCCUGCGUGACCUGCACCCAGCUGCACUUGAACUGCUCUGUGCCGGGGUCCCUGGCGACCAGUGCGCCCCCGCUGCGCGGCUGGGCGCGCAUCGAGGACGAGGACUCCCUGGUGCACACCGCCAGGUGCAUCGAGCCCGCGGAAUCACGGUGCAGCCUGGGCCAGUGUACGCCAGGCUACGCCGGGCCGCUGUGCGUCGUCUGCGCGCCGCACUUCCGCUCUGCGGGGAGCCUCUGCGCGCCCUGCGCCGCCGAAACCGCGGCGCUGCGCCCCGCGGCGCUGGCGGCGGCGGGGCUGCUGGCGCUGGGGGCGGCCGCGGGGGUGGCGUGGCGCAGGCGCCAAGCUUCCGGGCCGGCCACCGAGCCGCCCAGCCCCUCGGCCCGGGACGCAGCGCUGGCGCUGCUGGCGGUGCAGGCGCCCUUGCUGCUGCAGCUGGGCCAGCUGUGGGUGGUGGUCGCCUCGCUGGCAGCCACGCCUAGCCUGGAGACCAAGGAGGAGGAGGCGACGGAGCGCAGCUUCGCGGUGGACUUCUUCGAGCAGCCCUACGUCCAGUGGCUGCAGCUCUCGGCCCAGGGGCUGCAGGACGCUUUGAGUUUGGAGUGCUCCUACGGCGCGAGCGCGCGGAGCGCCGCCGCGGUGGCGGCGCCUUUGGCGCCGCUGGCGCUGCUGGCGCUCUGCGGGGCCGUCGAGGUCGUGGCCCGCAGCUCCGGCAUCGGCCUGGCGCUGAAGGUGCUGACGCUCUUCUUCGUGGGGGGCGCCGCGGGCUGCGGGAAGCUGCUCAGCUGCCAGGACCUGGACGGAGGAGGGGAGCCUCUGGGCGCGCAGGCGGCCUUUCGCGUGGCCAUGCCCUUCCUGCUUUGUUCGGAGCCCAGCUGGGUGGACGUAGUGGGCGGGCUAUGCGCAGUCGCCUACGGCGUGCUUAUUCCGGCCUUCUUGCUGGCACUUAUGGUCAAGCAGCACGUCACCCUUCAGUCAAGCAGGAGGAUCGCGGCCUCGGCGAUCGAGCAAGGCGACAAACUGCUGAUCCGCUUGCACGAGUUCCGUAGCUCUGACCAGUACGCAGAGAAGGACAGAAUGUUCGAGAAAAACCUCCUGGCAGCUGCCAUAUCUCAUGCCGCGGUUUUGUUCCGUGGGACCGUGCGCAUGCAGAUGCAGAAUGGCGCAAUAACCUUGGCGGCGGAGGACACCAGAACCAAGCUCGACGCGAAAGGCAAGUUGAGCGACAUGCUGGAGAUCAAGAACAGCGCGGAUGCGCAGAGGUGCAAUGCCAUCACCAGGAUGUUGAUGGAGCGCUGCAUCUUGGAAGAAGCGGAACCUUCAGAUCGCGUCUUGGCAGGCGCCCAUGGGCUGCUCUGCAAGUAC